AGUGUACAGGAGAAUUUAUUCGGAGUAAAAGAACAUAUUGGAAAUUGUUCAGUGACAACAUAACCAUUUAAUCUAAUAAUUUUGAUUCUAUAUCCAGAUAUUAACAAAUACGGAUAUCAAGAUCUUACAGAUACAUUAUAAGCAAUGGCGGACUCAACUACAGCUUCAGAUAAUUCAGAAUUUGAAAAAGAUCCAGUUGAUUCUCUAUUAGAAUCUGAUGGUCCGCAUAGUACGAACAUCACAGCUGAUCAUGGUCAUGGCUAUCAAAGAGAACUAUUCUUGUAUUUUUGCCUAACAUUUUACAACUCUAAGUACACUGACUGGAGGAUUGGUUUUGAAGUAAGCGACUCCAAAAAAUUUGACGAUAUUGUUAUAGAGUUUGAAAACCAAGAGCAGAAGUAUUCAUACCUUAUGCAAGCCAAACAUGAUUCGACUGAUAAGAAAUACGUGUCUGUCGAACAUUUACUUUCUAAACCAAGCAAAAAGAGUGCAAGAACUAAUCGGGGAGAAAGCAGCCCUACAGAAAUACUGCCAGGGGGUGGUAAUCAACAGAAGAGCAAUUUCAAUAUAAGUCAAUAUUGCGAAGCAGUAACCAGCACAAGAUGGUCAGAGAAUCGUAUUAGAAAAUUCAUGAUACUAACAAAUCAGGACCUAAGACUUACAGUGCCUACACCUAUAUCACACGAUAACAUUCCCAAAACAGUUCAGGAAACGGAUAUAGUCUUCUGGGACAUCUUUCAAGAGAUAAAGAAUAAUUAUGGUUCUAUGAAUGCAACAAAGUUUCCCGAAGCAUUUAAAUUGGAUGAUGGAAAAAUUAUUAGUGACAAAUAUUUCUUAGACAAUUUCGUCUUCGUAUCAAACCUUCCUAACUACCCGGGUUUGACUUCUCAAAAUAAUUUAAUUAUGGAGGAAAAGUGUAAAGGAUUCAAGGUCAAACAAUUUAAUACAGUUCGAGACAAUGUUUUAAAAUUUUUGGAAGUGGCACAAAAUUCUCAAGGAAAAAAUGUGAGGAGUGCAAUGACACAGAAUGAGUUAUUGAAGAUCAUAAGGAACUCUAUAUUGGAAUAUGAUUUUCCAGCAUUUUCUAGAGAGUUUGUCCAUCAAUUUCCAGAAUGGUUGAACUUCUCAGGAGAUGCAUUUAAAGCAUUCGAUAUGGAAAAGACUCUGUAUUUCUGCAAAGGAAACGCUAAACUCUUGGCUUAUAUGCUUUACAAAAAGUUUUCUGAGCAGGAUAAGAAGUCAGGCAGUGUACCAAUAUUCUGCAUUCCAUUCUCAAGACUCACGGACUUUUACAAAGAGUCCCUGAAAGUGUUUCAACAAAAAGUCGUGGUCUAUGUUGAUCAUUGGAAUCCUGAAGUAAACCUAAGCGAAUACAGCAAUGCUAUAUUCGUUUUUCAAGUAGAAGAAAACAAUCCAGAAAAGUUCUCUGAAUGCCAGAUAUGUUCUUUUAAUGACCUCACCCAGGAAGCCAAGGAAGUAUUUCGGAGAUUGAACAUACAGUAUCAGGGAUGCAAUGUUCAGAUUUCAAAGAUAGAACACUUUGAUGUUUUAACAGAAAUUUUGCAAGCAAUGUUCGAUAGGGACCACAUUGAGUUUGGGACAAUGUUACCACUGAACAAUAUACCAAAAUACUACAUAGAUCGCUCAUUUACUACUUAUGAAAGCAAUGGUAGUAAGAUGACGGUUCAGGAAGAUGUAAUUUAUGAGGAAGGCAUCAAUAUCGUCAUUGAAGGACUUGCUGGAGUUGGAAAGUCUUCAGCUAUGCUAAAUAUCGCUGCAAAGAUAAAGAAAACUCAUCCUGAAUUCUUUGUAAAGUUUAUCGAUCUCAAAGUGCACAGUAAAGUUUUCAAAAAGACGAUAAAGGCUAUACAGAAAAAGAAGAUACAGGAGGAACAGUAUGGUGAUAACAUGAUUGAGGAUGCUUGGAAUUUUGUUAUGCAACAUCUUCUGGAAUUCAAUCAGCAGACGAAGAAGUCGAAACUUGAGAAAAUGGAGGAAAUGCUAAUUGACGGUUAUCUUAGGGAAUACCCACCUAAAAUUGUAAUAUUUCUUGAUGGUUUCGACGAAAUUUCACCCCUAUACAGCAACCUGGUCAUUGAUAUAGUUAAAGGAUUACAGAAAAUAAAUAUACAGAUGUUCGUUUCAACGCAAACCCAUUUGAUUCAUUUAAUUGAGGAAUUGGAAUUUGAUAAAAUUUACACUCUGGAGCCCUACGAUAAGAAUAUGCAACGUAAGUUCUUGCGUGAUUACUGGGGGCACUAUCUUGAAAGUAUGAUUGAAAAAGGAGAAGUCCAGAGAGAUGCUAUCGAACCACAAAACGUUGCGUCUUACACCAAGAAGUUCUUCAAAAUGUGCAAUAAAUCCAAAGUAACAGACAUCACACCAAGCAUUCCUUUAAUGCUGAACAUUCUUGCUGAUAUAUACCGUAACGAAUGCAUGGAAUUCUGCAAGAAAACCAAAGAAACUUUCCCUAAGGAAAUCCUGGAAGUGGACGUCUUAAUGGUGUACGAAGAGAUAUUUCAGCUCAACUUCAAGAAAUUCUAUAAAAAGAGUCAAGUAGUUGCUGCUAAUGCUUUUACGGCUUUGAAUAAAGAAAAAGAGGAAAAAGCUGUUCGUCAAGCUCACAUGAAGAUUGCUGCUAAAGAUCUCCUUAGUGAUUUUUGGUAUUUAGAGAAAAGUCCAGACAUUGAAAAGAAUCAGUUUGAAAUCUACGGUAGAGGUUUCAUCACAGGAAACAAAGUUAAUGAAUAUAUCUUUAUUUAUCCGUCAUUUAAAGAAUUUUUCGCUGCGGAUUGGUUCACAAGAAAGGUGUUUCCAGAGGAUACGAGUAAAUUAAUUGAUUUUGAACUUCUCAAGUGUUUGCUGCAAGUGCAACCGAACCAAGGCUAUACAAAGGAUGGAGAGACAAUAAAGAACAAAGACCAACAGACAGAAAAAGUACAGAAAGUUCACAGAGGACUUACAAGUUUCGUUUAUAGAUUUAUGUUGAAAAAGCUUAAGGAUGUAGAAACCAAAAUCAACAAGAAAUGUCAUGAAGAAGAGAUAAAACAAAUAUCAGAGUUUAUUUUAAGUUUCUUCCAUCAUGCUUGGUUCAACAGAGAAGACGAAUUACUGAAGAUAACAUUCGACAUGGCUAAAACUUUCUGUUCUGACCAAGAAGUUAAGGAGAUCUGCAAAGAUAAAAAGUUAUUGGAAAAAGUUCCUUUUACAUCUUCAAAGCAGCUUGAUCUUUCUCUCCAAGUUUACGACUACUAUUUCGGCACUGAAGUGACUAAUGCCAUUAUUAAAGAACGCAAUAAGGAACAAAUAAUAUUAAGUAUUAUAAAAAAUGAAAACCUCAAAUUAUUUGAGAAAUACUCUCAAAUAUUAAUAGACCGAGGCAUUAUUUCAAACGAGGAUUAUGUUAUCAAAGCUUUCGAACAUUUCCGAAAUUACAUGACGAAGAAAAAAGUGUCUGAUUGGAAGUUUGCCAGAAACAUGUUGGUGUGGUUUUACGAUAAUCGUAAUGAGACAGAGGAAAAUAUUCUCAACGAAAUGGAUAAAAUUCUUAACCAAGAGAUAUUCAAAGAACGUCACUUUUUGGGGCAUUCCCUAGCUGCCUUCUGGGAUUGGCAAGAACACAGUGACAACUUUCUGCAUGCAAUGUUAAAUCGAAUUGAAAAAUCAAAAAAUUAUUAUAGAUUUCUCCAUGCACUAAAUUCCAUCACAAGAGAGGACAUUUUGGAAAAAACAAUUGCACUUAUGCGUCAAAAUGGUUGCCAUUUUGUCUGCUCUGACAAAAAAUCUGUCUUAUGUCACGCCUUCGAAGAAAAUCAGCCUUACUUAGUCAAGACUUUGUUAAAAUUGCUCACAGAGGAUGAAGUCUUAGCGCAAAUUGACGAUAAAGUCUGCGGGGGGAACUCCAUAACCAAACAAUGCACAAAGGAAAAUCUCAUUUGCGAGAUUUUAAUCAGAUACAUAUUAGAGAGUUUCGGGUAUGACAAAAUACAGAAAUUUUACACACCAAUCCAAGAUGGACAAGUAGAAAACUCCAUUAGAAGCAACAUUAUGUUUCUAAAUACUGUAUGUGGAAAAAAAAUCGAUGAAGAUAUGCAAGAUAAUAUUUUGGAGAGCUUUGUAAAACAUCUCUGUGAUGACGUUUUAGAAUGUGAAAGACGAACAGGAAAGCCGGGAAAUCUUAUAACUCUUGCAGAAGAGGUUAAAUUUGAAAAAAUUAAAAAUAUUAUUGCUAAAUACGAAAAGUAGAACCUUCGACUUUUAGAUUUAAAAACAAAAUACUUUAGAUUUUUAGCUAAACUUUCCCUUAUUUUUAAAAUAGGUUUACUGAUUGUGCUGUAUUAAGACUAAACAACCUAAACAAGAUAAGGUCCUUGACAGACCUGAGGAUUAGCCGAGAAACGGCUUAGCGUAAUUAUAUUAGAAAUAAUGGUCAAACUACAUUUCCGUCAUUUUCCACUAAGUCGUCUCUCGGCUUAAGUCGUAAGUGUGUCUAGGGCAUAAAAGACUAAUAAAAAAUAAAGCUAAAAAUCAUAAUUGUAACAGUAUAGUGCUCAUUUCGAGUGCAAAAAAGCUUUGAAAAACUAUUGUAAAUAUUUUUAAAAAUUAUGUUUUUGAUUUCAUCACAUUUUAUGGUUAGUUACUUUUUCUAAUUUAAGGUUUAAUUGGCUUCUGAUUUUUUCUAGUAUAUUGUCGAUUAAAAUAAUAAAACCUCCAA
Molecule: messenger RNA, 4714 nt
Organism: Phlebotomus papatasi
Lineage: Eukaryota; Metazoa; Arthropoda; Insecta; Diptera; Psychodidae
Exons: 4
Coding region: 145-4245 (1366 amino acids)
Source: RefSeq, a predicted model, not a curated record